This is a messenger RNA of Puntigrus tetrazona (Sumatra barb), 2097 nucleotides long. RefSeq names its product RasGEF domain family, member 1Bb (gene rasgef1bb). The coding region runs from base 282 to 1709 and encodes 475 amino acids. Gene Ontology annotation, biological process: positive regulation of GTPase activity; Ras protein signal transduction. Gene Ontology annotation, cellular component: plasma membrane. The transcript has 14 exons. Gene Ontology annotation, molecular function: guanyl-nucleotide exchange factor activity. NCBI's taxonomy places the organism in Eukaryota, Metazoa, Chordata, Actinopteri, Cypriniformes, Cyprinidae. The record is from RefSeq and is a predicted model, not a curated record.
UUCUUAAUGCUUUCGGUGUUGCAGGAAUUCGAUAUUAGUUUCAGAAGCUCGCGAUCUGGAUUAUUAGCAAAACAAUGGAGACGGUCAAGCGUCGUGAAGUAAUCGUUCGCGUCACGUCCACGAUGAAUUGAUCGUUAUCAUCGCGCGCGAAACAAAGAUUAGAAGAAGACUAUCAGCGAGGUUUCAUUGUAAGAAAGCAACUUGAUCUGGGCUGUGCACGCGUUUAAGAGCCUUUUUGUUGGACUUCUCGGACAUCCACAUCGCCAACGCUUUCGUCCAAAAUGCCGCAGACGACGCCGUACUCGAGCAAAUUCAACCCCGGCACUUACAGCAGCGGCCACAGCCACCGGCAGCCAGUGGAGGAGAACUACGGGGGCCUGCAUUACCGUGACAACAAGCUGGUGUCUGGCUCCCUGGAAGCCCUCAUACAGCUCUUAGUCCCCACCGUCGACUAUUACCCUGACAGGUCAUACAUUUUCACCUUCCUGCUGAGCUCCCGUCUCUUCCUGCACCCGUUCGAGCUCAUGUCCCGUGUCUGUUACCUCUGUGUGGACCAUCACAGGGUUGGCGACCCACAGACGGAUAAGAAAAGAAUUCGGGAAAUUGCACCGAAAAUCGUGCAGCUGCUCACAGAAUGGACCGAGACCUUCCCGUACGACUUCAGGGACGAGCGCAUGAUGCGCAGCCUCAAGGAGAUGACCCAUCGUCUAGCCUUCGGAGAUGAGCUCUCACGGAGGGCCAUGCAGAGACUCAUUCAGCGCCUCCUACGCAAACUGACCACCCUCGGACAGUACGAAGAGUCUCUGGCCACGUCCAGCGCCGCGGCGGCCAUGGAGCGACCGCUCGCCCUGAAGUCCAAGCAGCAGUUAGUGCGCAGAGAAGAGUGCGUUUUGAACCUGUGCGACGACCCUUUCGUCUUCGCCCAGCAGCUGACGCACAUUGAGAUGGAGAGACUCGGUUAUAUCGGCCCUGAAGAAUUCGUUCGAGCCUUUGCUCAGAAACGGCCCUCGGACAACCACAAGAGUUUCUUCAGCAAAAGAAAAGCAAGCAACCUGGAGGCCUACGUCGAAUGGUUCAACAGGCUGAGCUACCUGACAGCCACAGAAAUUUGCAUGCCGGUGAAGAAGAAGCACAGAGCCAGAGUGCUGGAGUUCUUCAUCGACGUGGCGCAGGAGUGCUUCAACAUCGGCAACUUCAACUCACUGAUGGCCAUUAUUACUGGGAUGAACAUGAACCCCGUGUCCAGACUGAAGAAGACCUGGAAUAAAGUCAACACCGACAAGUUUGACAUCCUGGUGCACCAAAUGGACCCGUCUAGCAACUUCUACAACUACCGCACUGCGCUGCGGGGAGCCACUCAGAGGUCUAGUACGGCACACACGAGCCAAGAAAUGAUUGUUAUCCCCUUCUUCAGCUUGUUCAUAAAGGAUAUCUACUUCCUGAACGAAGGCUGUGUCAAUAGACUGCCCAACGGACACAUCAAUUUUGAGAAAUUUUGGGAGCUGGCGAAGCAAGUGAGCGAGUUUCUGUCCUGGAGACAGGUGAUCUGUCCUUUUGAGAGGGAGAGGAAAACCCUGCAGUAUCUCAUCAGCACACCGGUGUUCAGUGAAGACGAGCUCCAGCUGGCGUCGUACGAGAGCGAAGGUCCUGAAAACAAUCUGGAGAGAGACACGCGCCGCUCGCUCAGGUCGUCCCUCAGCAGAACGUGAGCGUGUUCCUGACGCACGGACCGAUGGCACUGAAGACGCUGGAGGACUUUUCUACUCGUUCAAUGUUUCUGUUGUUUCAUUGGUGAAACUGAGGCUGGAUUCUCUUUGUGACAGUAACGCUAUGCUAAAGGAAACAUACUCAUCUCAUUUACCUCAAGUACCUUAAUGAAAUGUGCUCUAAAUCUGCUAUAGAUCUCCUGGGUGAAUGAAGAGCAUGUCGCUGGUUGACCUCUUCUAUUACAUUGUUUUGUUUCUUGCUUUUGGUAAGUGGUAUUAAUAGUUUGUGUACUGAACAUAUUUGUUACAAUAUUAAAAAAGCUAUUUUUAUGUGUAUUAUAGUUUCAUGUGAUCUGUGUAUAUGUUUCCCUAUAAAGGAUCUCUGAAUUAA